Populus trichocarpa (black cottonwood) is the source of this 1361-nucleotide messenger RNA. RefSeq names its product leucoanthocyanidin reductase. Bases 166 to 1224 code for a protein of 352 amino acids. The record is from RefSeq and is a predicted model, not a curated record. Lineage: Eukaryota; Viridiplantae; Streptophyta; Magnoliopsida; Malpighiales; Salicaceae. The transcript has 5 exons. Gene Ontology annotation, molecular function: oxidoreductase activity.
AUUAUAUCUCAAAAUUGCCAAUCCUUUUCUUCUUCUCAGAAACUGUGGCAAUUUCUUUCUUUAUUGUUUACACACAAGUCCAUUAAUUUUAAGCCCUCCUCUUUUAUGUUUAUUAAUUAAAUCCGGACGACAGAAAAGCAAGAAACUAUUUAUAUAGUUGCAAGCAUGACUGUUUCAGCUUCUAUCCCCACAGCGAAGAGUCGAGUACUCAUAGCCGGAGCAACUGGUUUUAUCGGUCAAUUCGUGGCCAAAGCUAGCCUAGACGCCGGUCGACCAACCUAUGUUCUUGUCCGCCCUGGCCUUGCUGGCUGCCCUUCCAAGUCCAGAGUUCUCAAAUCUCUUCAUGACAAAGGAGCCAUAAUUUUACAUGGGUUGAUUACUGACAGGGAAAACACGGAGAAAAUACUUAAAGAUCACGAGAUUGACAUUGUAAUAUCAGCAGUUGGGGGUGCAAAUGUAUUAGACCAAGUUGCCCUGGUAGAGGCUAUCAAAGCUGUUGGAACCGUUAAGAGAUUUUUGCCAUCAGAGUUUGGGCAUGAUGUAGUGAGGGCUGAUCCUGUAGAGCCAGGGAUGCAGAUGUACAAUGACAAGCGUGUAAUCAGACGGCUGAUUGAGGAGUAUAGGAUACCCUACAACUAUAUUUGUUGCAAUUCAAUUGCUUCUUGGCCUUACUACGACAACAAGCACCCUGCUGACGUUCUGCCUCCUUUGGAUCACUUCAAAAUAUACGGUGAUGGCACCGUUAGGGCUUACUUUGUUGCUGGCACUGACAUUGGGAAAUUUACAAUGAAAAUUGUGGAUGAUGUGAGAGCUAUCAACAAAUCAGUUCAUUUUCGACCAUCCAGCAAUUUCUAUAACAUGAAUGAGCUUGCAUCUCUGUGGGAAAAGAAAAUCGGAAGAACCCUCCCUAGAGUUACAGUCACUGAAGAAGACCUACUUGCUAUUGCUGCAGAGAAUAACAUACCAGAAAGCAUAGUUGCAUCAUUCACACAUGAUAUAUUCAUCAAGGGUUGUCAGUCUAAUUUUUCAAUCAAUGGCCCUGAUGAUGUGGAAGUUGGCACUCUAUAUCCCGAUGAAGCUUUUCGUACCUUGGAUGAAUGUUUCGAUGAUUUUGCUCUCGAGUUGAAGGACAAUAAUAAGGAUCUAGGCAGUAACGGAAAUGCUACUCCAAAUCAUGUGGUCGAGUCACUGGCUCUAUCAGCACCCUGUGGUUUGUUGGUGUGACAAAAAAUAAUCAUGGCCUCUCUUUUUCUUGGACGACAAGUGCUUGAAUAAUGUUGCUAGGCAACACCAUUUGCUUGUACGAUUUACUUGGAUUCCCAUGAUUUGUUGAAACAGUAAUGGAUUUUUAUUUAUAUUCA